UACAAAGUAGACGAUGUGAGUGGCGUGCGUGCGAGGUUCUGUGCAAAUAAUUCCCCUUUUACUAUGACUAAUCACAAGAUUCAGUUUGUGGGCUCGCCCUGUGGCCACCACGGCAAUUACACGUUCUACAAAGCUUUCAAAUACACACUCCAUGGCAAACAGCGGAUAUUGUCCUUGGGCGAGUUCUUCUUCGUCAGGAUCUGGGAGGAGGAAGACAUCGUGUCCGUAGGCGAGGCUCAGUUACUGUGGGAGGAUCGCUCUUCCGGACAGAUCCUCGUCUCGCUCAGGAUCUACUUCCUUCCGGAGAACACGCCGGACGGGAGAUGCGAGGAACACGGAGAGCACGAGGUGGUGUCCCUGUCGGAGAAGGUGGUGUUGCGGGCAGAGGACGUGAUCGGCUGGAUGCGGGCGGCGGGCGGCGUCAAGUGGGACAGAGGCCUCCUGGGCGUGUACUGCCCGCCCACCCAGGACACCAACGCGCCCACGGACGCUCAUUACACACCGCCAAUCUCAGGAGCGCUGGACAUCAAGGAGAUCAUGAGAGAGAAAAAGUUAAUAGGUGAUGUGGUAGAACCAAACAGCUUACACAUAAUCAUCCUCGCCUUCGACAAGUACUGCCGCAUGCGGGCGCUGCUCAAGCGCUUGGAGGGAGUCGAGGAGGAGUUCAUGCGCAGUCGAAUCAUCGUGGCGCUGGGCGGCUUCGUGGUGCCCUCCAGACGCACGAGAAUGCUCUUCUGCAGAGACGUCUUCGAUUACCCAGAAUUAGAAGGCCACGACUUAUUAUGUAAUCAUCUCUUCGAUGCAAGUAAUGAGUCACUUCUCCCCUUCUCCGCAGCGCCCAAACUGCAAGGACGGCCGAGAAAGAAGCGGAAGAAGCCUACGGACUCGGAGUCGGAAUCCUCAGAGACGUCGGAGGACAUUCGGCCGCGCCUGAAGGGGAAGCCGGGACUCACCGCCAAGCCCAACGGACUCCGUGUCCUCGACCGCAAGAGCACCUCGCGCUCGCACUUGUCGCAGGUCAAGAGCGACUUCUCGACACCCGCCUUGAAUCGUCUAAUAGAGGUCGACUUCAUGUCCAAACUCCACAAGUUCAUGAAGGACCGCAACACGCCAAUCACCAGACUACCACACAUAGGUUACAGACAAUUGAAUGUGUUCGAAUUAUUCACAAGAGUGCAGCAACUCGGUGGGUUUGAUGCUGUGAGCGAGAAGAAAUUGUGGAAGCUCCUGUACGAUGAAAUGAGCGGUUCGCCUACCUCCUCCUCCUCCUCCUCAGCCAAUCCGCCACACAAUGCACAGUCCUUCUCCAGUAUCAUGAAGCGUCAUUAUGAAAGACUACUGCUGCCAUAUGAGAAAUUCUUAUUACAAGAGCAGAAGAAGCUGUUGGGCAUCGGAGCCCCCAAGAGCAGCAAGGUAAAAUCAGAGCCAGGAGAACCCUCCGUUUCCAUCCUCCAGCAUGUGCCAAGUGACAACAAGCCCUCUCUCAAGUUGGGGGGAACCUGUCCCAAGCUGCUACCUCCCCACGUACCUCCUGGCCACCAUGGUGGGGCGCAGGAGGCACAUGGGUUGCCCAGUGGGCCUCUCACAGGGUCUUUAGGUGCUGCGCCAACUGUGGGUACACCACCCCAAGCCAGCCCUGCGCCACCGGCCUCUGUCAGUCCUCCAACAACACCAACGGAGCUGACGGUAAGUUCACCUGCGGCGACAACACACAAUCUGCUGCUGCUGCUGCUGCCUGGUGACCUGGCUUGGUGCGCCCUAACCACCCUUCCUCAAACCUUCCUGUCCUGCUUGACUCCUGUCCACUCAUGGGCUAUGAAGACAAUUAAUACUCCCAGUACUACAUAACCAACAUUCCCUGUAUAGCAUUUUGUUAGUACUUACCAAAAACAUCUCUACAGCUUAGAAGAUGGGGGGUUCAUUUGAUUUUAUUAUAGAUAUUCAUAUAUAUAUAUUUUUUUUUACUUAUAUACUUCCCCACCCCCCUUCUUCUCGAAAUUAUUCCAAGAGAACCUUACAUAAGUUUCGAAAAAACAGGAAUGACCAGGUGGAACUCGGUUACAAGGGCAAAGUAGCAGACCUCCCAAUGGUCAUGUGGUUCUCAGGGUCAGAUUAGAACAUUUUUAGGACCAUGAUUACCUGUAGGUCGUACCCUGCUCAGUUGUUUGCAUGUCCUAACCUUUUUUAUUUUGUAAUCAUAGUUUGAUAUUGUAAGUGGCUCUUUUUCUUUUGCCUUUUAGUUUUGGAAUGCUGUAACUUUGUGCAUGAUAAAUUUGUAGGCAUAAAUCUUUUACAAUUUAGGUACCUGAUGAUUGGUAUAAUAGCAAAAAAUAAAAUUCUCUAUGGUGCAUGCUAACCAUACUUACUUUCAGAAGAAAUAAUUGCGUAUCUGAUUUUCAACAUAAUAAAACUUUUAAGAAUUGUAAUAUUAAUAUUACUAAUCUCCUUCCUGUCUUGGAAUCUUAAUCUACAGUUCUUAAAGGAAAUUACUGAAGUGUUGAGUACUGCUAAGGUGGUUUCAUUGUCUUGUCAGAAUAAUAAUGAUAAUAAUAAAAAUGAUAUUGUUCUUGUAACAUUAAGCACAAUCCCUAUUGAAGAAUGAAAGGACCUGUGUUGGAAGUCAUCAGUAAAUAAAGAGAAGUUAAUUAUAAGAUCUCUUAGCUUUUACGUCCUUCCCAAAUAAAUGAAAGUGUUCCAUAGUUUUAUUAAAGGUUGACAAUUCUUUAAAAUAGUGCAAAUAGGUUUAAUAAGUUUGGAAUCUAGAUUUAAAAGGAUGUUAUUCCUUAGGUGUGUAUAAUGUGUAAUUUGAUUUUGUAAGGUAACAAUGGUGUAUUAAAUAGAAGAACAUCAUUAUUGUUAUUAUUAUUGUUAUUUUCAUACUGUUUUUAUUGUAUUUUCAUGGAAAUAUUACUUUUUCUGUGAAUAUAAGUAGUACAUGCAUAAAUACACUAAAUAGAUAUGAGAAUUGUAAUAACCUGCAACUACUCUUAACCAGUCUAACAUACUCUGCAUGGUAUGUGACAAAAUAAUGAGUCUAAAAGAUAACUGAAAACUAAUUUCAUUUACAGAUAUUUUAUAUUUUCUUCUAGAUGAUUUUAUGGCAUUGUUAUAUAUUUUGUGUUCUAGUGUGUGUGGGUGUGCACUUGAAAUUUGUUUAACAUCAAUUUAGUCAGUUGACAUUUUAUGUUUGAGACAUCUGAAGGUAAGAAAAAGAAAAAAGAUAAAUUUAUAGCACCUGUGGCAGAGAUUCCCAAACUCUGUAAAAGGAUUUUCAAGGGAUUUGUAACAUACUAUUACACACACACACACAUG
This is a messenger RNA of Penaeus chinensis, 3312 nucleotides long. Its product is annotated as AT-rich interactive domain-containing protein 5B-like. The record is from RefSeq and is a predicted model, not a curated record. Gene Ontology annotation, cellular component: nucleus. Gene Ontology annotation, biological process: regulation of transcription by RNA polymerase II. Gene Ontology annotation, molecular function: transcription cis-regulatory region binding. The transcript is spliced from 8 exons. NCBI's taxonomy places the organism in Eukaryota, Metazoa, Arthropoda, Malacostraca, Decapoda, Penaeidae. Bases 64 to 1848 code for a protein of 594 amino acids.